UCAACAACCUUCACUCAAUUUCAAAAUUGUGAAUUUAGAAUUUACUAGAUACUUCGAAAUUUAGCAUAUAAGCCAUGUUCAAGCUAAUAAUGUAUUUCAAGUCGCGAUCGAAGAAAUUGGGCGUGAGAUGCUAUCAAAGUCAUGCCACAAGUUCACCAGCCAAGUCGGAUGGCAGCCGGGGCAGAUUCCGAUUCGUUGGCUGCGAUAUUGGUGACCAAAAUAUGUGGCGACCCCGUCCACGCCAGCUGCACAUCAAUCGGUUUCCCUCGUCCAAGGCCGACUCGAAGGCGAUCCUCGAAAGGGGCGACUGGGUGAUGGACGAGGGGCCAACGCUGCGCUGGGGCAUCGCACCCGUCAGCCUGAUGGCGGAUGACUUUGCCGCGGCGCUGAGUGUCCUGCCCGAGCAGCACCAUCGCAUCGUGUCCUGCGUGGCUGCCUAUCAGUCGCACGCGCUCGCCUUCGCCGAGCGCCAUCAGGUGGAGAACGUGUACACCAGCUUCGAGGAUCUGGCCAAGUGCCCAAAUGUCGAUGUAGUGUACAUUUCUCCCCUGAAUCCCCAACACUCGGAGCUGUGCCAUUUGAUGUUGAACCACGACAAGCACGUCCUGUGCGAAAAGCCGCUCUGCAUGACGGAGGAGCAGGUGACCAAGCUGCUGGAGAAGGCGCGGGCGCGCGGUCUGUUCCUUAUGGAGGGAAUGUGGCCCAGAUGCGUGCCCGCCUAUCAUUACCUGCGGCAUCAGAUCCUGCGAAACCGUUUGGGAGAGAUCAAGCAAGUCCAUUGCACUUUGGGCUUGCCCGUUUCGCAGGGGAGACUAGGACUCUACGGCGGAGUCACCAAUGAUUUCGGUGUCUACGGUAUGCAGCUGGCAUUGUGGGUGUUUCGAGAAGUACCACGCUGCCUCAAGGUCAGUGGUAGGGUCAACUCGGAGCACGUGGACGUGUCCGCCGACAUUGAACUGUGCUUCACGCGCGGCAAGAGGGCCCUCAUCGAAGUUAGCUCCGAAAAGAAGCUCAGCAACCAGGCUGUUAUUCAAGGCAAGGAUGGUUCCAUUAAGAUGAACAAUUACUGGUGUCCAACGCGUCUGAUCACCGAGGAGGUGGAUUAUGAGUUCCCGCUCCCGGGUGGCGAUCAGAUGCCACCCACCCACUACCACAAUCGACUGGGCAUGUGCUACGAGGCGGAGGAAGUGCGCAACUGCAUUCUGAAGGGCAGCACGGAGAGCGAUGACUUCAGUCACAAGGAGAGCCUGCUGCUGGCCAAUCUGAUGGACACCAUCCACGUCGAACUGGGAGUCGGUGAAUUCGCCAAUCGCAACGAAGUUUCAGAUCUGCAGAAGCAGAUCGAGAAUGUGCAGGAUAUAGUCAAGGAUCCCGAGGAGCUGGCCAGCGAGACGUGCCGGGUGGUGGAGGAUGUCAGCAUGGGUGGAAGUCUGGAAAUCAAUCGGCAGGAGGUGAAAGACCAGGUCAAAGGUCAUUGAUUGAAAUUGAAAUUUAGGGUGUGCCAUGCUUGCGGAAGACACUAAUCUUAUCACCGGAUUAUAAUGUUUUUAAAGAAAUCGACAAUGCUCAACGAGUGAAAAUAAAACGAAUCGCUCUGCU
This is a messenger RNA of Drosophila sechellia, 1599 nucleotides long. Its product is annotated as trans-1,2-dihydrobenzene-1,2-diol dehydrogenase. The record is from RefSeq and is a predicted model, not a curated record. The transcript is spliced from 5 exons. NCBI's taxonomy places the organism in Eukaryota, Metazoa, Arthropoda, Insecta, Diptera, Drosophilidae. Bases 75 to 1478 code for a protein of 467 amino acids. Gene Ontology annotation, molecular function: nucleotide binding.